Molecule: messenger RNA, 2343 nt
Organism: Glossina fuscipes
Lineage: Eukaryota; Metazoa; Arthropoda; Insecta; Diptera; Glossinidae
Product: coiled-coil domain-containing protein 96
Exons: 6
Coding region: 541-2343 (600 amino acids)
Biological process (GO): cilium assembly
Cellular component (GO): axoneme; ciliary basal body
Source: RefSeq, a predicted model, not a curated record
AUAUAAAACCGAAUAGUAUCUUCUUAUUUGUUUAAUUGUGAUAUUUUUUUAUUUUCUUGUUUUUUUGUAAUCAUUAUUAGUUACAAAUACUUUAACUGAAGCAAUUUAUAUCAAGUACAUUUCAAUAAGUUCUUAUAAAAUUUAUGUAAAGUUUGCAAAAUCAUAAAAUGCAUAGGUACAAAGGAAACUAUUAACUAAAGCAGGAAAAUUUAAUUAAAAACUUUUAAGAAACAAGUAAAACAUUGUCCCUAAAGGCAACAAAAUCAACAGCAUCAACAGCAACAGUAAAGUUAGAGAAUGGCAACUUUGCAGUACUUUCAAGAGCACGUUCCAACAACUACGUUCAUCAAUUCAUAACAAAAACUAGGACAAUGCAUAGACGUGCGACUGGACCAAAAAGGAAAGUUUCCGCAGUGUACAAAUUCAUCCGAAGAGAUACUGAGAGCCAAAGCAGCGAUGAGGAUAAUGAUGAUCAGACGGACGACGAAAGCUUGGAUUACAGUACUGACGUAAGUGUAAAAGAGGACGACGUCGAAACUGAUGAAGAUAUCGAUUUGGAUACUGACACCAAAAGCGAAGAAGAUUUACAGCCAGGAGAAUUGGAUUAUUGACUUUUUGGAAGAGAGCGAAGAUAUGGAAGCCGAACAUAAAGCAGAGGUAAUUGAAGAAGAAGAGGAAUCGAUAGAUUACGAAGGAGGCAUUUUUGUUGACCCUUUAACCGGCGAAGUGCGAAAGAAAGUUAUUACUGAACCAAGAGAAUAUGAAACAGAGGCAGAAGAAAAAAGUGAAACCAAAAUUGAUAGCAUGGCUGAGCCUGCAACCGGGCCGGAUACUGAACAUAAAAUUACAUCAUCGCCUGGAUCAGAAGACUUUUGGUAUGAAGAGCUUGACGCUUUGUAUAGAAGCGAAGAAGAGGCCGCCGAACUUGCCUUGAAAAAGGUAGAAGAGGAAUCAAAUGUUGAGGCCAUGUUUGUAGAUAAAGUUGAAGAACCAGUUUUAAUUACAGCGCAAUUUGAUUUUGAGGCGUGGCAAAAAAUUGAAGAGACACGUAUUAUAGAAGAAUCUAUGGGCGAAUUUUUAGUAGAUGUUAUCAAAAUGGCCAUUGAGUCUUCCGAACGUAAUAAUGCAAUCAAUCAAUUGUAUAACAAUUUGAAUAAAAAGAAACUUAUGAAAGAAUUGUUUAAAUUGAGAAGUGAACAAGAACAUGAGAAUUGGCUACGAACGCAACUGAAUCGAAAAUGUGUUGAACAUUAUAAUCGUAAAAAACUAUAUCGUACAAUUACCGAAGAAUCUACCAAAGUGGCCGACUAUUACAAUCAAAAACUUUACGAACAGAUGAUACGCCUGGAUAAUUUAUUAUCAGAAGAAGAGACAGUGAAAGCAAAAACGGAAAAUCUCAUUCUACAACUUAAGAAAGAAUUGGAAGACUUAAAGGCACUCAAUCAAAAUGAGCUUGAGAACUUUGAGAAUAUGAUUUUACACAAUAUAAUUCGUGGUGAUUGUAACCAUUUAAGGAAUAGCAUGCGUGGACCGAUGAAUAAUAUGGCGCGUGAACGAAAAAAUAUUUCGUUGUUACAUAGAAAAAUCAUAGCAAAGCAGCAAAUAAUUCUUAGCAUAAAAAAGAAAAUAGCAGAUGCCGAAAAUCUAGGCGACGGUUUAAAUAUCAGUGACUAUCGAAGCAUACAACAUGAUAUUUCAGUUCUUCAUGGCAAAAUACAAGAACGCGAGAAAGAUUUGGUGAAAAUGCGUAAUACAUUGAAUAAAGAUAUUGGGCAGAUAACACAUAUGCGUAAAAAGAGAUCUAUAUUAGUUCAACAGACCGCAAUGCAGCGCGAAGCUUUGAAAGAAUUUUGCGAAAAACGCGACUUAGUACGUGUGAAACUGGAUAGUUUAACUCAUAAACGGAUGCGCUUGCGUCAGCAAAUACGAAAUGCAACACUGCAAAGUGGUCUUCUCAGUAAGCCUUUGCUAAUAACGGACCAUGAAGAUGCCAAAAAACGUGUUGAAGCUCUAAAUGAGACUAUUGAAAAUCUGAGAAAUAAAUAUGAAUUAUUAGAGUGGCGUGUUCAACAACUUAACAAACAAUUAGGUCCCUUCACAAUGGAAAUACCUUUGCAAGUAGCUUUGCGCAUUUGUCCCAUUCUGCCUCAGGAGAAACCCAAUACCGUAUUAAAUGUUGAUGAGGCCAAAAAUGCAGGUAUGCAAGAAGAUACAGCAUUUUUGCCUAAAUCCGACGACGAUGCUCCCGAGGAAGAGAAGGAGAAAAAAUGUUGUGCAAAGGCCAUAAAUAGUUUAUCUAGCGAUACAUCAGCCGAAAUAACGACACGUAUAUGGUUAUCGUAG